CAAACAUUGUUCCAUCAGGGACUCCGUAGAACAGAUCUGCUAGUUUGUGGUGAGACAAUUAUCCAGCUAUUUCAUCACGCUGUAGUUAAAUUGCACGACUGUUACAAGAGUGUGGUAGUGUGAUGGUUUUGACUCAAAGAUGACCUGCAGCCUGAGCCUAUGACCGGGAAAGAAUCUCACAGUUAGUAGGUCCAUUUCGAGGGUGACCCAUGCUUUCUGAUGAGCUUGACUCCAAACCAGAGCUGCUGGUGCAGUUUGUGCAGAACGCAUCUAUUCCUUUGGUGCAGGGCCUGGAGGACUCUGAGUCCAAACACCCCUGCCUGCCUCUGCUGGCUCCGGCUGAGAGCACCCUGUGCAGCCCUCUGGAACUCACAGAUGGAGCCCUGAGCCAUGAGCAUGAGAGCUCUACCGCCCUGUCAGAGUUUGGAGGUGUAUCGGCGAGAACCCCCUUAGUGGUUCAGACGCAUUCUCACACACGGGCCUCACCCAGCCCCCCACCCAUCCUCCAUGACCUGCAGCAGUCAGAAAGCACUUCCUACGUCCUGCUAAACCUGGCAAAAGGCAUCACCGCCUCCUCUGAGUCCCUGAUCUUUGCUGCAGAUGGCACAGGAGAGGAUGACGACGAGGGCGUCUCAUCGGGAGACUACGGGAUAGACGGCAGCGCUCCCUGGUAUCUGCGGGUCCAGGAGCUGGCACAUGACAGCCUGAUUGCCGCCACGCGGGCACAGCUUGCAAGAGAUGCCAAGGCCAGCCAAGAUGCCAGAGCUGCUAGCGUCAGCAAUGGUGACCACACACAGAGUUUGACAGCAGACGGAGAUAAGCGAGAGCUGUUGUCUCGGAGCAGCCGCCCCCUCUCCAAGCAGAUCCUGCGCUGCUCGUUUGAGGGUUGCUGCAGGACGUUCACCUGGCCGGCUCAUCUCAAAUACCACCUCAAAACACACAGGAAUGACCGAAUGUUCAGGUGCAGCACAGAGGGCUGUGGGAAAAGUUUCUAUGUGCUGCAGAGGCUGCAGGUUCACAUGAGGACUCACAAUGGUGAGAAACCCUUCAUCUGCAAGGAGAAGAAUUGUGGCAAGAAGUUUACCACUGCAGGAAACUUGAAGAACCACAGACGCAUACACACAGGAGAGAAACCUUUUCUUUGUGAAGCAGAUGGGUGCGGGCGAUCCUUCGCAGAGUAUUCCAGUCUACGAAAACACAUGCUCGUACAUUCUGGUGAGAAGCCUCAUCACUGUGGGAUCUGUGGGAAGACUUUCUCUCAGUCUGGCAGCAGAAAUGUCCACAUGAGAAAGAGACACGGAGAGGAGGGGCUCAGCAGCGAAAGCAGAGAAACAGGAGAGGCUCUGACACAAAGCAGCCUCCUGGAGGCUGACGGUGAAAACGGAGAUAGUAUGGUCACCAUGACAACAACUGUGGAAUCCAUGAAUCUUCAUCAUGCUAUGCUGAGAUCACCAGGUAGGUGUUUGCACAUGUAUAACACAAAAUAUACACAAAAGCAAAGAAUUCUACAGUACAGCAGCUUUGGAGUAAACAUUAACUUGGUGAAAUUCCUAAUGUUCUGUUUAUGCCAGAAGCGCUGAGUCAACAUGUGGUGUUGCUGUCUCGUGAAGUGUUUUUAAUCACCGUUUGAGACGCAGCAGUUUUCCUGUUUAGUUCCUUCCAUUUAGUUUUCUUGACUCAUUUGACUUGAGGCUUAAUAGUUGUGGAAUAGUUGCUACCUCUAUCUGCAGUGAAUUGGUUAUAAACACCACAAAAUUAUGUAACAUGGCAAGAAUAAAGGGUCACAAAAAUCUUGUCAAACACAGGAUUUUUGUCGAAUAGUGGUCCCAAGUUACAACCACAGUGAAAUUACUGCCAUCAUUUAUGAUGUAACUUUGAUUAUGCCUGUUGACUGACUGUUAAAUUUAAGAAAAAACUGCAGGUGAUUCACUAUUUAGUGAAUCCAUCUCCUUGUACUCAUUUGAGGACAGGAGUGAGGACGGAGGAAGCUGCUUGAGGAUACACGAGUGUAUCCUUCACAAAAAAUCUGUUAGACUGACAUUCCCAUUUAUCAGAAAUCAGCUGGUGAUUGGAAACUUGAGAAAAGGACGUCUCAUGUCAGUUAUAACGCAUUUCCUUGGUUCCGCUCUCUUCUCAGUUUGUUCUUGCAUUUGACACAAGGAAAAGACAAGUGAGGGGAACAUGGAUGCAUUUAGUGGAAAUGGGAUUCACCGACAGGAUUGGGAAUUUUCUCCUCUUUCAACUUGCCUUUGUGAUUGUGUCCCUC
Molecule: messenger RNA, 2266 nt
Organism: Monopterus albus (swamp eel)
Lineage: Eukaryota; Metazoa; Chordata; Actinopteri; Synbranchiformes; Synbranchidae
Gene: znf410
Product: zinc finger protein 410
Exons: 11
Coding region: 210-1580 (456 amino acids)
Biological process (GO): regulation of transcription by RNA polymerase II
Cellular component (GO): PcG protein complex; transcription regulator complex; nucleus
Molecular function (GO): RNA polymerase II cis-regulatory region sequence-specific DNA binding; DNA-binding transcription factor activity, RNA polymerase II-specific; transcription coregulator activity
Source: RefSeq, a predicted model, not a curated record